This is a messenger RNA of Mesorhabditis belari, 489 nucleotides long. NCBI's taxonomy places the organism in Eukaryota, Metazoa, Nematoda, Chromadorea, Rhabditida, Rhabditidae. The record is from the annotation of a GenBank genome assembly.
AUGCAAAGACAUACGAAAACAAAAGGUGAGCUGAAGAGUGCAAUCGAGUUUGUCGUCCGAGAAGGGUUUCCCAGUGAGAACAUCGAUUUCUCUGGGGAAAUCACCGCCAAUUUUUCCCCAUUUCUCACCGUUUACCGAAGCAACACUCCGUAUAGAAGUGCUACUCAAGAAUAUGAAUUAUUGAAAAGUUUAUUGGUGGAAAAAUUUUCUCUCAAAGUUUGCCAUCAAGAGGUCGAUUUGUCACCGAGAUUUUACAAAUAUUCAAUCGAUGGAACGAACAAUGAACGCUUCAAAUUUAUCACAUUCACUCAAAAACAAGAGACACGAAUGAAAAUCUUUCGAUUGAAUUUUUUAAAGUUUUCGGAGGAGAAUCACUUCGCUAUCUAUUUUGAGUUCUACUAUCAAAAGCCGAAGAGAUCUCAAGGGAUUCUCGAGACGAUUCACCGCUUUCUUCCACUAAUGAACUCAUCAUGUGAUUGUUAUUAUAUG